Coffea eugenioides is the source of this 2308-nucleotide messenger RNA. Its product is annotated as pentatricopeptide repeat-containing protein At1g53600, mitochondrial. Bases 66 to 2231 code for a protein of 721 amino acids. Gene Ontology annotation, biological process: RNA modification. Gene Ontology annotation, molecular function: RNA binding; protein binding. The transcript has a single exon. The record is from RefSeq and is a predicted model, not a curated record. Lineage: Eukaryota; Viridiplantae; Streptophyta; Magnoliopsida; Gentianales; Rubiaceae.
AAAAGCUUCGAGUUUUGAACUCCAACGGUCCCCAAGGCUAUGGAGUUUCCUCAAUUCUUUGAGUCAUGCUAGCAAACCGCACCUCCCCCCAGUUGUACAAAGCCCUCAAGAAACCUUCACUACAAAUCUUUAGCACUUUGGUUUUUGCUACUCAAACCAACUUGUCAAAAACCAAAACUGAAACCAAUAAGUUCCUCGUUUACUGCAACUCCCAGAUAACGAAACAUGGCCGAGACGGCAAUAUCAAAGAGGCCGAAUCAGUUUUCAACCGAAUGCCCACAAGAAAUGUUGUUUCGUACACUGCAAUGCUCACAGCUUAUGCUCAAAAUGGUCAGCUCAAGAGAGCUCGCGAACUAUUCGAUGAAAUGCCUGAACGAACUAUCGCAUCGUGGAAUGCCAUGAUCACAGCUUAUACGAGAAGCAAAGGUGGUAUCUUUGAAGGGUUUCGAUUGUUUGUGAAAAUGCCCGAGCGGAAUGAGGUAUCUUGUGCUGCUAUGAUCACGGGGUUUGUGAAUUCAGGGAGGUUUGAUGAGGCUGAAAAAUUGUAUAAUGAGACACCAUUAGAACUGCGAGACCCGUCUUGUUCGAAUGUGUUGAUAAAUGGGUACUUGAAAAUGGGGAGAUUGGAUGAGGCAACUCAGAUUUUUGAUAGGAUGAUGAAGAAGGAUGUUGUAUCCUGGAGCUCAAUGGUGGAUGGGUAUUGUAAGAAUGACAGAGUUGAUGAGGCUAGAGAGUUUUUUGAUGCAAUAUGGGAGAGGAACGAGGUUACCUGGAGUUCCAUGAUUAAUGGCUAUAUGAAACUGGGACGUUUCAGAGACGGACUUGGAUUGUUUUCUGAAAUGCGAAGGGAAGAUGCUGUGAGAAUCGAACCUAUAUUAGUCACCACAAUUUUUGAAGCUUGUGGGAGAUUUGACAGAUAUACCGAAGGGUGUCAAGUUCACGGUCUAGUUUCACAGUUAGGAUUUGAGUUUGAUGUUUUUCUGGGAAACUCAUUAAUUACCAUGUAUUCUAGAUUUCGUUGUAUGGAUGUGGCUCGAAGUGUGUUUGACAUGAUGUUAGAAAAAGAUAUAGUCUCUUGGAAUUCUCUCAUUUCUGGUUAUAUUCAAAAUAAAGACCUUGAGGAGGCAUAUGGACUAUUUGAGAAGGCACCUGAGAAAGACGUAGUUUCCUGGACAACCAUGAUUACUGGCUAUUCUGAGGAAGGAUUGACUGAAAAAUGCAUUGGGUUGUUCACAAUGAUGCCAGAGAAAGACGCUAUUGCCUGGACUGCUCUUAUUUCAGGGUUUGUUAUUAAUGGACAAUAUGAGGAAGCUAUCUGUUCGUUCUUUCAGAUGCUUCAGACUGCAGUGAGACCAAAUCCUCUGACCUUAAGUAGUGCUCUUAGUGCUUCAGCUGGUUUGGCAACAUUAAAUCAGGGUACACAAAUACAUGCUCAGGUUAUUAAGAGGAACAUGGAGUCUGAUUUAUCCAUUCAAAAUACCCUUGUCUCAUUUUAUUCAAAAUGUGGAAAUGUAGAUGAUGCCUACCGGAUCUUCAAUUCCAUUAUGGCACCUAACAUUGUUUCUUUCAAUUCUAUGAUUUCUGGAUUUGCCCAAAAUGGUUUUGGAAAGGAAGCACUUAAGUUGUUUGAGAAGUCACAGAGCAGGGGCUACGAACCUACUGAAAUUACCUUUCUCGGUGUUCUUUCAGCCUGUACGCAUGUAGGACUCGUAGAAGAAGGAAGGAACUACUUUAGGUUGAUGAAAUCUCUAUAUAAGAUUGAACCUGGACCUGAUCAUUAUGCCUGCAUGGUUGAUCUCCUUGGAAGGUCAGGUUUGCUUGAUGAUGCUGUAACCUUCAUCAAUUCAAUGCCAUUUGUGCCCGACUCUGGGGUAUGGGGUGCUCUUCUUGCUGCAAGCAGGACUCGCUUCCGCGUUGAUCUCGCGAUGCUUGCGGCCGAAAAUAUUUCUAAGCUGGAACCAAACAAUGCAGCGCCGUAUGUGGUCUUAUCAGACAUGUAUUCUUUUGCAGGGAAGAAAAAAGAUGAAGAAAGAGUUAGAACGGCCAAGAAAUUGCAAGGAAUAAAAAAAAGUCCUGGGUGUAGCUGGAUUACUGUUAAGAACAAGGUUAAUACAUUCCUUUCGGGGGAUCAGUCCCAUGCCAGUUUUAAAGGAAUCAAAUGUAUAUUAUGUUUGAUCCUGGAUGAGAUGAAAGAAUUACACUGGCUUGAUCAUGAUUGGUUACCACCUUAGCAAAGUAUAACAAUUAACAAAAUUGACAAUCUUGUACGUUUUAUGGAAGUCCUUUGGUUGGUUUUCCAUGCUUCUAU